Molecule: messenger RNA, 957 nt
Organism: Stegodyphus dumicola
Lineage: Eukaryota; Metazoa; Arthropoda; Arachnida; Araneae; Eresidae
Source: RefSeq, a predicted model, not a curated record
AUGCUUCAGUACAACAUCCCUACAUCCAGCCUCCCUCAGAGACUUCAGAACUUCAAAAAAUCAGCGACACUAGGAGGUUCCAUUCUCCUCGAAGAAGCUCUUUUAGAACCAUGCUUCAGUACAACAUCCCUACAUCCAGCCUCCCUCAGAGACUUCCGAUGGGACAAACAUUCCCCGUCCGAUCAGGGAUUAGAGAUCUUUACCGACGGGUCUAAAGACGACAAAAGAGUAGGCGCUGCUUUCGCAGUUUUCCACAAUAGUCAAGAAAUUUUUCAAGAUCACUUCAGAGUCAGCGAUCAUGCCACAGUUUUUCAAGUGGAAUCCCUAGCACUUAGGAAAGCUGCCCUCUGGGCAAGCAGUUCAGAUUUUAACAAGAUCUCUAUCUACACAGACAGUAUGAGCGUCCUACAGAGUAUGAAUAAGACAGGCACAAUUCCAGCGCAUAUUCAAUCCCUAAAAGAGCUUGUCUCUACUCUGAGUAAUACAAAGCAAGUCACCCUUCACUGGGUAAGAGGUCAUCAAGGGACAAGAGGGAACGAACGGGCAGACACUCUCGCAAAGGCCGCCACAUCUCGCCAAGACUUAGAUAUCUGCCUUCCGAUCUCCACGAGAGCAGCCAAGCAUCACAUCCAAGAGGCUUUCAUGUCACAAUGGCAAGAAAGAUGGGAACAAGGGGACACCGGAAGAUACACCUUCGCAAUCUUCCCAAACGUCAGGCUGUCAAGAGUUUACUCGAACCACUACACGGUUCAGACCCUUUCCAAUCAUGGAAGGUUCCCCCAAUAUUUAGAGAGGUUUCUAUAUUUACACGUCAAGUGCAGUUGUGGAUCACCCGCCAGCUCAGCAGAUGCCGUCCAUUACAUCACUUCAUGCCCACUCACCAAGUCACUUAGAUCUCCAGCCAACAUCGCCCUACUCCAUAGCAAAGGUCUCAGAAGUUACCUAACGGAUUUCUAA